This is a messenger RNA of Boleophthalmus pectinirostris (great blue-spotted mudskipper), 2790 nucleotides long. RefSeq names its product terminal nucleotidyltransferase 5A-like. Gene Ontology annotation, biological process: mRNA stabilization. Bases 417 to 1655 code for a protein of 412 amino acids. The transcript has 2 exons. NCBI's taxonomy places the organism in Eukaryota, Metazoa, Chordata, Actinopteri, Gobiiformes, Gobiidae. The record is from RefSeq and is a predicted model, not a curated record. Gene Ontology annotation, molecular function: poly(A) RNA polymerase activity; RNA binding.
CCAGACUCUUCUCAGACGGGAAGCGCAGUCUCAGAAGUUGAGCUGCAGCUGGGGACAAGCUGAACGUCUGUAGCAUCUCGCAGGACUUUUUCCAAUAUUUUAGGUCCAAAAUGUGAAGAAUUCGCCUUCGCUGCACCACUUUGUGAAAGUUGUUGUGCAGAAGAGUUCGUGACAGACGUGGAGGGAUGCGUCAAGACGCAUGAACUUGUGGGAGAUAUCCAGUACACAGCCGGUUUACCGGGGGCAUGGAUGCGUCGGUGAACAUCCAAGACGCGCGGACGGAGUAACCGCUUUGCACAAAUUUUACUUUUAAAUUAUUUGCCCCUGCAUAAAAUGCUCUGAAAACUCCGUGCCCUGUGCACUGUGAACUCAAGCGACACUUGACACUAGCUAGAACCACAUUUUACUGUCUCACUAUGGAUGAGAACGCCAAAUGCGUAAAAGUUGACAGCAACUUGAACGCAGAGACUAUCAACCUGAGCGUGCUGAACUGGGAGCAAGUGCAGCGCUUGGACUCUAUCCUCACAGGCAGCAUACCCAUCCACGGCAGAUGGAGCUUCCCCACUCUGGAGGUGAAGCCACGGGACAUAGUUAAAGUGGUUCGGAGCCGCAUGGAGGAGAAGGGGAUUCACGUCCGAGAGGUGCGCCUGAACGGCUCUGCAGCCAGCUACGUGCUGCACGAGGACAGCGGGCUGGGGUGGAAGGACCUGGACCUCAUAUUCUGCGCUGACCUCAAAGGGGAACUGGAGUUUCAGAUCGUCAAGGACAUAGUUCUAGACUCACUUCUAGACUUUCUCCCAGAAGGAGUCAAUAAGGAAAAAAUCACGCCGAUCACGUUAAAGGAGGCCUAUGUGCAGAAGAUGGUCAAAGUGUGCAAUGACUCAGACAGGUGGAGUCUCAUCUCUCUUUCCAAUAACCGUGGCAAGAACGUGGAGCUCAAGUUUGUGGACUCUCUUCGGAGGCAGUUUGAGUUCAGCGUGGACUCCUUCCAGAUCCGCCUGGACUCCCUGCUGCUCUUCUACGAGUGCUCGGAGCACCCCAUGGCUGCCACCUUCCACCCCACCAUCCUGGGAGAGAGUGUCUAUGGAGACUUCCCCACCGCUCUGGACCAUUUACGCAAGCGUCUGAUAUGCACCAGGAGUCCCGAGGAGAUUCGAGGAGGAGGCCUGCUCAAGUACUGCCACCUGCUGGUGCGGGGCUUCCGCGCCGCCUCUGAUGAAGAGAUGAAAUUAUUACAGCGCUACAUGUGUUCACGAUUUUUCAUAGACUUCCCUGAUGUGAAUGAUCAGCGGAGGAAGCUGGAGUCCUACCUUCAGAACCACUUUGUCGACUUAGAGGACAGGAAGUAUGACUACCUGGCCACAUUGUACCAUGUGGUUCAGGAGAGUACGGUGUGCCUCAUGGGACAUGAGAGGCGACAGACGCUCAGUCUCAUCUCUUCUCUUGCACUGAGAGUACUGGCGGAACAGAACGCCAUCCCCAAUGCUGCAAAUGUCACCUGCUUUUACCAGCCAGCCCCAUAUGUUUCUGAUGGAAACUUUAACAACUACUACAUAGCACAGGUCCAACCUAUGUACUCAUGUCCACCAUCACCCCCCCAACAGUACAUUCCACCACAGCAUCCGAUGUACGCACCAUGGCUGUCCUGCAACUGAAAUUAAGUCCUUCAUAUUCAUUAUAUUGUAAUCUCUCUCCAGAGGAGCACUUUCGACUUUGUUAGCAGUAAGCAGCAUCUGGGAGCACCAUUCUUCAUCAGUGAAACAAAGUCUGGCUCAUUAUCUGCACUGAUAGGGAUAAUGAUAAUAACAUGUAAAAAGUAUUAUUGACUUGUCUUGAGACUCAAAAACAAACAGAGACAUGCAGCUUGCUUCAGACCUUUGACCUUUACACAAUCAGUAUUGUGCAGGACAAUGCAAAAUAAGGAAGUUGUUUACAAACCCUAAGAUCUACUUUAAGACCAAAAACAACAAAACAAUGCAUGAUUUAUUUCUGUUGUGAAAUAAUAUCUGUAAGUGCCUAGAUGAAACAGAAAGGGAAGAGAUCUUUUGUUAUUUUAACUGUAGUGAACAGAUGAAAGUUAUAAUAUUAAAGUGAAUAUAUCAUGACCAACAAAUAGCAUGCUUAGCUUUGCUAAGUUAAAUAAUUUUAAUCAAUAAAUUGUGUCAGUGUUUAGCUGAGCUCUUAUCUGCAGUGCUGGUGGGCAAAAUGCAUAUUCUGAUUAUCAAAGAGGAAGUAACGGCAUAAUCUCAUCAUCUAUAAUGAGAGGGGAGGAGCAGCUCAAAAAAAAAAGAGAAUCUAUUGCAAAAGGAGAAAGGUUUGGCAGCUAAAGCAGAAGUGCAAAGGAGUAAAUACUGUUGAUAUCCAGAGUGUAACAGAUUGUGCAAAGCACCAAAAAGCUGUUAGUGAGAGGAGAGGAAAUAUGUGUGGGAUGAAUAUUCUGUUGAGAUGUAUAGAUCCAGAAUGUACAGACACAUGUGUUGGAUUACAUUCAAUUGGAAGAGAUUAUAUCACACACAUUCAUUUUUAUCAUCUUAUAUUGGAAGAACUUAAAAGUCACGUUUUAAUGUUGCAACCUAAAGUAAAAUAUGUGAUAAACACAUAUUGUGAGACUGCAAACACAUGAUGUUUGAAUAUUCAUCUGUUUAUGAAUGAUAGUCUGUUUGGAGCAGCUGACAGCAAAGAGUUGGGAAAGUACCAAAGUGCAUAUCGAUAAUUCUGUAUGAUGCAUAAUCACAUUGACACAAUUGUUUUGAAAGCAAUAAACAUACGGCUUUUGUCAUCACAACCAAA